ACCACUUCCUAAUCUGCUUCCUGGUUUGCAGAAAACUGAAACAAUGGCUACUGACGGUGUUCCGUCAGAGAUCAUAGAAAGAGAACGAAAAAAGUUACUUGAAAUCCUCCAGCAAGACCCUGAUACUGUCUUAGACACGUUAACCUCUCGGAGGCUGAUUUCUGAAGAAGAGUACGAGAUUCUGGAGAAUGUUCCAGAUCCCCUGAAGAAAAGUCGGAAGCUGCUAAUUUUGGUACAGAAAAAGGGAGAAAUGAGCUGUCUGCAUUUUCUCCAGUGUUUAGGUAGUACUUUUCCAGAGUCAGCUACCAUUUGGGACUUAAGUUUAAGGCACGAGUUUUUAAAACAUGAGACUAUAGAACCUUCUCAAUCUACGGGGGUAAGCAAGAAUUCAGAAGAUACUUUUUUCUCCGGGGAGAAACAGCCUGAGAACCCUGAGAUCACAGCGUUCUUCAAAGAGAAAGGACAAUUGGAUUUGGAAACCUCUGAGCCUUUUGGGGACAAGAAAAUUCGUGACAGGGAAACUGCUUUGUCCUCUAAGGAGGAGAAUGAGAAGGUAUGCGGCACACCAAAAGACACAUUCUCACAUUCAGUUGAGGAUGUUGAAUAUGAAAUUCCAUCAACUAUUGCAUAUUUAAGGGAUGGACAGAGAGACGAGGAACCAGAUGAUUUAUUAUACCUGGGAAAAGAAGAAUAUCUAGGAUCUGUUGGAUACUUUGAAGAUGCAGAAACCACUGUAGAAGAGGAGGACUAUGACACAGAGCAGGUUGUAUACUAUGGUGAAGAGGACUCUGAGAAUUCAGAACCCACAGAGUUCUCUGAUGAUGAGCAGAGUUAUGAGGAGUCGGAAACUGGCAUGUUAUUGGAAGAGGAGGAGAAGAAAAGUAUGGAAGAAAGAAAAAAAGUGUUUAAAGACGUCCUGGCAUGUCUGAACAUGGAUAGGAGCAGAAAGCUUCUGCCAGAUUUUGUUAAACAGUUUUCCUUAGACCGAGGAUACACAUGGACACCUGAAACUCCUGGAGAUUUAGCUUGGAAUUUCCUGAUGAAAGUUCAAGCACUGGAUUUGACAGCCAGAGAUUCGAUUCUCAGGCACAAGUUUCCAAGCGAGGACAGGAAUGGGGAAUUGCUAACUGAAAUGGAGAAUUUGGAACUUAGAGACAAACAGACCGUUAACCCCUUUGAUGUCCUUUGUGCUGCCAUGCUUUGUUCAGACAGCUCUUUGCAAUGCGAAGUCAUGUCAAACAUGUAUCGAUGCCAGUUUGCUCUUCCCCUGCUACUGCCUGAUGCAGAAAACAACAAAAUCAUCUUCAUGCUGGGGGCUAUGAAGAACAUUGUGAAGAAGCAGUCAGCCCAGUCCUCAGGAGGACCUGCUGAGGAUACAGAAAAGUUUCUGGCUCACAUCAAGAUGCCUGUCAUCUCUUUUGUUCGUUUAGGAUACUGUAGCUUCUCCAAGUCCAAAAUCCUCAACGCACUGCUCAGGCCUGCCCAGGUGAAAUCGCACAAAAUCUUUCUUCAUCAGGAUUCGCCUGCUUUGGUGCUUCCCCGGCAAAUCUCUGAUGGCCUGGUUGAGAUAACUUGGUGUUUUCCUGAUGGCGAUGAUCUAAAGGAAAACCUUAGUUUUUUUCAAAAGCCUGUUGCUGUGGCCAACCUUCGUGGAGACCUAGAAUGUUUUUGCGUGCAAUUUGGUUUUUUGAUGGAAGUUUCCUCAGCUGUGUUUUUUUUCACCGACUACGUAGGUGAGAAGGAAUGGAGCCUGCUAAGGUUUUUAGGAGAAGCUGCACUUGAAAAAUGCUACUUUGUCCUCAGUCCGCAGGCCAGGGAAAGUGAAGAGGCUCAGAUUUUUCAGAGGAUCCUGGAAUUGAAGCCAUCACAGCUACUGUUUUUAGAAGGCGAGGAAGCUGGGGAUAGAGGGAAGGACAUGCAGUGCCUUCAAGCUGCCCUCCAGGAAGUGAUGUGCUCUUCACUCAGAUGUGUGUCCGUGAAAGACAUGGCCCCCCUGGCCAGGGAAUUGGGGAUCCAGGUAGACCAAGACUGUGAGAACACUCAAGGAAUUCAGGUUUCCCCUAGUGAAAACAUGGCUGGAACAGCUGAAAGUAAGGGACAACAAAGACAUAGUCAGCCAAAAACCCCAGCUCAGAUGCCUACAAGAGAUACUGGGGUUAUAUGUGCAGUCAGCCAGAAUCCUCAGAAUAGCUACUCCACCUCAGUUUUCAGGUCUCUUCCACAAAACUCCUGGCCUUUACCAUCCAGGAUUGGAGGUAGCUUUAACCAGGCUUCCUUGAAAUCCUCCUGGCUUAUAGGCCACCCCUUUUGGCCAGAGCAGAGGCCUAAGUGUUUCCGUCCUUUCACCUUUCAUAACACAAGGGCUCAUAGUCGAGGUAAGAGUUUUGGUUUUCAAUACUUCCAACCCCAGAGGUUUUAUUCGGAUAAAACAUUCAUGAAAUUUUCAGGAACCACUGGGGGAUGUGACUGGAAUGGAAUGUUUGGGAGACAACCAAGACCUAUCUCUCAGCAUGCACAGGCCUGGCCUGAAAGACCAGAAACAAUGGGAGCUUUUGGAAAGUCUGGGGCAGUGAUCUCUCAGGUAGGUCACUUCCAUUCCCUGGGCUUACAGCCAACAGGAAGAGUUGGAAAGCCACAACCUGGGCCAGCCUGUGCUCAGGGAGCACAGCUAGCUGCAGCAACGGAAAAAGUAAUGAGAACAUCCCACAUAAAAGAUCCUCGUCAUCAAGCCUUUCAAGCAGCAGGAACCACACGAAAGCCCAUUAGACCGUCCUGUGGGCAAAGUGCCCAGCAGAAGACACAGAGUAGGCCUUCAAAUCCAGCUUUCCAAACACAACCGCAUCCCAUGUCCACUAGCAAACUUUCACCCAGCUCUCAGUCCAAAUCUAAUCAGCCCAAGCACUCCCAGCCUCAACCCUCCCAACCUGUGUUCUCUCAACCCAAACCCACUCGAAUAAAACCAACUCAGCCCCAGCCCUCCCAACCUAAAGCCCACCAGUCCACACCCACUCAGCCCAAACCGUCCCAACCUAAUACUCCCCAGUCCAAACCCACUCAGCCUAAGUGCUCCCAGUCUAAGUCCUCUCAGCCCAGACCAUCUCAGCCUAAGUCAUCCUGGGCCAGUCCUUCACAGGCCAAGGUAUACUACCCAAAAGCAGGUUCCAAAAAGGUAGGGAAACAUUAAAGUGCUUACGCCAGGAACCUAUGAAACCUAGCCUUUACCCAGGUCAUUCCUAUCAUGUAGUAACCUAAAGAGUUUCAGUAAUGGUAAAAGACUACUGUCCUCAGCAUGACACAGACAAAAAGAUAUGCAAAGCCUGACUGAAUAUCGUUAAAAUACUUCUGAGAAGUAUUUUAACUGACAGGGAUAAUAUGAAGAAAUUAAGAAUAGAGUCAAGCAGUAAAUAAAUUAGUUCAAUCCAACCUUGAGUAUGAGGUAAUGUGUAAGCCGAAUCCACUGAUGAGGGCUGUGAGACAACCUCAUAUGGAGGAGAAUGGAUUUAAAGGAGCCCUGGUGGUGCAGUGGUUAAGAGCUCAGCUGCUAACCAAAGGGUCGGCAGUUUGAAUCCAUAAAUGGUCCUUAGAAACACUAUGGGGCAGUUCUACUCUGUGCCGUAGGGUCUCUGUGAGUAGGACGACUCAAUGACAAUGCAUUUGGUCUAUGUUUGGUUUAGUUGCUAAGGAGUCACUGGGUAGUGGAAAUGGUCAACUACUCAACUAGUAGCCUAAAGGCUGGUGGUUCAAACCCACUCAGUGGCAUCUUGGAAGGCAGAUCUGGCAAUCUGCUUCUGAAAAGUCAACAGCCUUGCAAAGCCUAUGGAGCAGUUCUCUGCACGUAUGGGGUUGCCAUGAGUUCUAAUCGGCUCGAUGGCAACUAACAAUAGUUGCAGAGUGACCAUAAAACAGGGCUCAAAUGGCCACAGCAUUGCAGGAAAAAUUGCCCUAGAUGUUUGCUGCUCUAGAGGCACCCUGGUCAAAAGCUUCUGGUCCAACAUCAGCCUGCUGAACGGAUAACCCUGCUAUUUGGGAAUAGUUAAAUCAGGUUUCUUGGUAUAACCCCUUGCUGUUGAGUCAAUUCUGACUCAUAGCGACCCUAUAGGACGGAGUAGAACUGCCCAAUAAAGUGUCUAAGGAGCAGCUGGUAGAUUCAAACUGUCAACCUUUUGGUUAGCAGCCAAGCUGUUGAACAAUUUUGCCACCAGGGCUCCAUAGCGUUUCCAAGGAGGGUCUGGUAGACUUGAACUGCCGACAUUUUGGUUAGCGGUCAUAACUCGCAGUAGCUCUUAACCACCAUGCAAUUUGCUUAAAUGAUAAAACUCUGUGACAUAAAAUGAUGAACUAAAAACCAGUAAAAUUAAUUUGUUUGUAUUAAAAUAUUUGUAAUAUUUAAGAAAUUUGGUUUAUUAGAGGAUCUAAAAUAUUAGCCUUAUGAUUCAAAUUUAAAAUGUAUAACUGAGUUUUAAAUUUUAGAGUUUGCAAUUUUUUGAAGUUGAAAGGAUUAAGAUAAGUUUACAAAGUUUGAAAAGGUAUUGAAAUGUUUAAGAACUUAAGGUUCACUGAAUUUGUAAUUUUAACUUAUUCAUUAUUCUAAGUAUUUGGGUAAGUUCUGCUAAUUGGAAGCAUUAGGUUAAGCUAAUAUAUUAAAUUUGUAAACACCAUUUAAAAUACAGUCAUUCCUCUGUAAACACGGGGGACCGGUUCCAGGAACCCCCGCAGGUACCAAAACUUGAAGAUGCUCAAGUCCCUUAUAUAAAAUGGCAUAGUAUUUGCAUAUAACCUAUGCAGUCUUCCUGUAUACUUUAAAUUGUCUCUAGAUUACUUAUAAUACCUAAUACAAUGUAAAAGCUAUGUAAAUAGUUGUUAUAUGGUAUUGUUUAGAGAACAAUGACAAGAAAAAGAAGUCUUUUUUUAAAAUGUUUUUCAUCUGAGGUUGGUUGAAUCCAAAGAUGUGAAAUUUAAUUAACUGAACUUGUAAAUGACACCAAAUAUUAGUAAAAGAUUCCUUUAAAGGUAGAUGUUAAAGUUCACUAGAUUUAUAAAUAAGAUAAUAUGAUUUGUUACUGAAUUAAAAACCCUGAUUUUUGAAUUUGAAACUUUAAUAAAAUUGCUAUUAAUUUCAAAUGCUAAAACAUUUGAAUUUUUUUUCUGGGUUAAAAAAAACUCUUUUUGUUUAAA
Messenger RNA from Loxodonta africana (African savanna elephant), 5175 nucleotides. It is a transcript of the gene CARD6, whose product is annotated as caspase recruitment domain family member 6. The coding region runs from base 44 to 3184 and encodes 1046 amino acids. The transcript has 3 exons. NCBI's taxonomy places the organism in Eukaryota, Metazoa, Chordata, Mammalia, Proboscidea, Elephantidae. The record is from RefSeq and is a predicted model, not a curated record. Gene Ontology annotation, biological process: regulation of apoptotic process.